Molecule: messenger RNA, 570 nt
Organism: Fusarium keratoplasticum
Lineage: Eukaryota; Fungi; Ascomycota; Sordariomycetes; Hypocreales; Nectriaceae
Exons: 3
Coding region: 94-570 (158 amino acids)
Biological process (GO): cytoplasmic translation
Cellular component (GO): cytosolic large ribosomal subunit
Molecular function (GO): mRNA binding; structural constituent of ribosome
Source: RefSeq, a predicted model, not a curated record
GAACCUCUUACUUUUUGCCCAUCGCCCAAUCCCCCACGGUCCAACCACACAAAACACCUUGUCGCCCCCCUUAGGAAGCACACCAGCGACAAGAUGCGAACCUACGACGACACCUUCUCCGGCGAGAGAAUCUACCCUGGCAAGGGUAAGCUCUACGUCCGCGGCGACAGCAAGAUCUUCCGAUUCCAGAACGGCAAGUCGGAGUCCCUCUUCCUGCAACGAAAGAACCCCCGCCGUAUCGCCUGGACCGUCCUCUACCGCCGACAGCACCGCAAGGGUAUCUCUGAGGAGGUUGCCAAGAAGCGAACCCGCCGUGCCGUCAAGUCCCAGCGAGCCAUUGUCGGUGCCUCCCUCGACGUGAUCAAGGAGAAGCGCAACAUCCGACCCGAGGCCCGCUCCGCUGCCCGCGCCCAGGCCAUCAAGGAGAGCAAGGAGAAGAAGCAGGCCGACGCUGCCGCCAAGAAGGCUGAGAAGGCUAAGCUCGCCGCCUCUAAGGGUCAGGCCGGCCGACAAGUCAGCAAGCAGGGUGCCAAGGGCGCUGCCCCCAAGGUUCAGGCGAGAACCCGUUAA